GGGAGGAGGGAGGGAGGGAGGGGGCGCGCGAACGGCGGUUAAACGGUUCGGCAGUUAACCGGUCCCUCCUCCUCCUCGAGCUCCAUCAUGACCAAAUGAACACUCGGGGAAUGAAAUUUAAAUUCCGGAAAGGAGAACGAGUCCUCUGCUUCGAGCCCGACCCCACAAAGGCCAAGGUUUUAUACGAUGCAAAGAUUGUUGAUGUAGAAGUUGGUAGAGAUGAUAAAGGCCGAAAGAUUCCAGAAUAUCUGAUUCAUUUUAAUGGUUGGAACAGAAGCUGGGAUAGAUGGGCAGCAGAAGAUCAUGUACUUCGUGACACGGAUGAAAAUCGCAGAUUACAGCGUAAAUUGGCCAAGAAAGCUGUGGCUCGCAUGAAAAACAAGGGGAAGAAGAAGCGUCGUUGCCGGCUACCUGGUGUUGACUCGGUGCUAAAAAGUCUUCCAGUGGAUGAAAAGGAGGAGAAUGAUGAAAACUCUUUAAGUGCUUCUUCUGAAGAUGAUGAUGAUGACGAUGAUGAAGAUUGCGACAAUGAUGAUGAUGGCACAGAUGAAGAAUUACUAAAGAGUGACGAUGACAGUGAGCCAGAUGAGAAAGUAGAAAUGAAGGAAGAUCAGGAGACUUGUCCUAAAAAGGAAAUGGAAGAAAAAACAAUAAAUAUAGAAAUUCCAGAAAUUCUGAAGAAGAAAUUAGAGGAUGACUGCUAUUAUAUCAACAAAAGGAAAAAGUUGGUGAAGCUGCCGUGCCAGACAAACAUAAUAAAUAUUUUGGAAUCCUAUGUGAAACAUUUUGCAAUUAACGCGGCCUUUUCAGCCAACGAAAGGUCUCGACACCAUCAAACAAACUCACAGAUCCCGAUGAAUCCUCAUUACAUCCCACCUGAGAAAAAUGUUGAACUGUGUAAAGAAAUGGUGGAUGGUUUAAGAAUAACAUUUGAUUUUACACUUCCUAUGAUUUUACUGUACCAGUAUGAGCAUGCUCAGUUCAAGAAGGUGACUUCAUCUAAAUUCUUUGUUCCAAUCAAAGACAAUCUAUCAAAUAACAGAGCUCAAAAGGAACAUUCACCAAGUCCUCCUCCUCUCUUGAACCCCUCAACACCCCAAUCCACAGACAGUCAACCCUUAUCAGGUGACCCUGCAACACCAAAGCGUCGAAAAGUUGAUCCCGAAUCUAUUCAAUCACUGAGGCGUUCCACACGACAUGCAUCUGGUUGUGACCGCCUAUCUGAAAGCAGUGCUUCCCCACAGUCAAAACGCAGAUUGUAUGAUUCUACCACCCAAAUGCCCAGAUUACUUUUACAUUUAGAGAAAAAAACUCCUGUCCAUAGUGGCUCAUCGUCUCCUGUCACCCUUACACCCAGUAAAGAAGGUGUAACAGUGCUUGAUGGAAGAAGGAAUAACGAAUUGAAUGAGGUUUUGUCUUGGAAAAUGAUGCCGAAUAACUAUCCAUUGACUGAACAACCUCCUGCACCUUCAUAUAUCUAUGGAGCUCAACACCUUUUGCGGCUAUUUGUGAAGCUACCAGAGCUAUUGGGAAAGAUGCAGAUUACUGACAGAAAUCUAAAGGUCUUGGUGAAGCACCUAGAGCUAUUUCUUAGGUUUUUGGCUGAAUACCAAGAAGACUUUUAUCCAGAAUCUGCUUAUGUAGCAGCAUCUGAGGCCUACUAUUGUACAAAACGUCCUCAGGCUAUUUACUGAAGCACUGGCAGACUUGUGAAUUGAGCUCAUUAAGUUACUGUUAGCCUGGUGGCUAUUGGUCGAAAGAAUAUAAAUGACUUUCAACAGCUGGCAACAAGAAGGCUUAUGUUCUAUUAAGUAGUGCUGCCUGUAGGAAAUCUGUUGAAACAUUACACGGUGGAGAUGGACCACUUUGCUUUGUCCGUACUUUGCUGUUUCUUCUUUCGUUCCUGCUUGAUGCUGUGUGCAGACGUUUAUUCUUCAGUGGUUGCAGUCGCUUUGAUUCUGAAAGAAACUACAAUGAAAAAAUCCAUUUGAAAAUUGGCUAAUUGUGACUGAAUUUAUUGAGCAAGACUAGUUCUAUUUUGAACGACUACAGUUUGGGAUGUUCAUUUUAAAAAUAAUGAUUUAAGGAGAUGUUUUGCGAAGUUGAAGAAGACCUUGUAUAACUUGUCGUCGUGCUUACCUAUUCAUGGAAAAUAAAUAUUGUAAUGAAAACUUA
Messenger RNA from Callorhinchus milii (elephant shark), 2175 nucleotides. RefSeq names its product MSL complex subunit 3. Gene Ontology annotation, cellular component: nucleus; NuA4 histone acetyltransferase complex; MSL complex. Bases 96 to 1694 code for a protein of 532 amino acids. NCBI's taxonomy places the organism in Eukaryota, Metazoa, Chordata, Chondrichthyes, Chimaeriformes, Callorhinchidae. Gene Ontology annotation, biological process: chromatin organization; regulation of DNA-templated transcription. The transcript is spliced from 13 exons. The record is from RefSeq and is a predicted model, not a curated record.